UCAAGGAAUGUAAAAUAACAGGUUAUGCGAAAACAUUUGAUCAUGUCUGAGUCUGUAGUUUGGUGAAAUGAAAAUCAUUCCACAAAAUAUCAUAGUUUGUUAGAUAAAGGCCAUAGCCACAACAGGGAGAGAACAGGUGAUAAACCACUGAUGCCUCCGGGACCAACGGACUGGAGGCCAGACUUCUGCACAUUGGAUCCUCUUUCAUGAGUUCAUGAGCAGGAGAUGGAAGCUGGGAACACUGGUUGAUAUCUGAGUUGGAAAUCUGAGUAAAAUGUUAAAUUUCUGGAUCCUGAUCUUGAUUUCAGUUGUGCUCAGUGUUGUGAUUGCAAUACUGAUUACUUUGUUUGUUCAUAACACAAGAGAACUCCAGAGUAAAAAACAAAGAGAGGACCAGAGACUACAGAGUGAAGACCAGACCCUGAAGAGUAAGAACCAUACCCUAAAGAGUGAGAACCAGACCCUAACGGUUGAGAACCAGCCCCUAAAGAGUGAGAACCAGACCCUAAAGAGUGAGAACCAGACCCUGAGGAGUGAAAAGAUAAAGAGUGAAGAUCAGACCCUAAAUAGUGAGAAACAGACCCUAAAGAGUGAGAACCAGACCCUAAAGAGUGAGGACCAGACCAUAAAAAGUGAGGACCAGAUCCUAAAGAGUGAGAACCUUAAGAGUAAAGAUCAGACCAUAAAGAUGGAGACCAAGACCCAAAAGAGUGAGAGCCUAAAGAAUGAAGACCAGACCUUAAAGAUAGAAACCCAGAUCCAAAAGAGUGAGAUUCUAAAGAGUAAAGAUCAAACCCUAAAGAAUGAGAACCUAAAGAGUGAGGACCAGAGCCUCAAGAGUGAGAACCUAAAGAAUGAGAACCAGACCCUAAAGGAUGAAAACCUAAAGAGUGAGAACCUAAAGAGUGAGAACCAGACCCUAAAGGAUGAAAACCUAAAGAGUGAGAACCUAAAGAGUGAGAACCAGACCCUAAAGGGUGAAAACCUAAAGAGUGAGAACCAGACCCUAAAGGAGGAAAACCUAAAGAGUGAGAACCAGACCCUAAAGAGUGAAGAUCAGACUCUAAAAAGUGAGAACGUAAAAAGUGAGAACCAGACCCUUAAGAAUGAAAACCUAAAGAGUGAAAACCAGACCCUAAAGAGUGAGAACCAGACCCUAAAGAGUGAGAACCAGACUCUCAAAAGUGAGAACGUAAAAAGUGAGAACCCGAGCCUAAAGAGUGAGAACCAGACCAUACAGAGUGAAGACCAGACUCUAAAGAGUGAGGACAAGAGACUGAAGAUUGAGAACCUAAAGAGUGAGAACCAAACCCUAAAGAGUGAGAACCAGACCCUAAAGAGGGAGAACCAGACCCUAAAGAGUGAAGAUCAGGCUCUGAAAAGUGAGAAUGUAAAAAGUGAGAACCAGACCCUAAAGAGUGAGAACCGGACCCUAAAGAGUGAGAACCAGAUCCUACAGAGUGAAGACCAGACUCUAAAGAGUGAGGACCAGAGACUGAAGAGUGGGAACCUAAAAAAUGAGAACCUAAAGAGUGAGAACCAGACCCUAAAGAGUGAAGAUCAGACUCCAAAGAGUGAGAACCUAAAAAGUGAGAACCAGAUCCUGCAGAGUGAAGAUCAGACCCUAAAGAGUGAGAACCUAAAAAGUGAGAACCAGACCCUAAAGAGUGAGAACCAGACCCUAAAGAGUGAGACCCUAAAGAGUGAGAACCAGACCCUUAAGAGUGAGAACCAGACCAUAAAGAAUGAAGAUCAGACUCUAAAGAGUGAGAACCUAAAAAGUGAGAACCAGACCCUAAAGAAUGAGAACCUAAAGAGUGAGAACCAGACCCUAAAGAGUGAAGAUCAGACUCUAAAAAGUGAGAACCUAAAAAGUGAGAACCAGACCCUAAAAAUGAAAUCACUGUUAAGAAAAUAUGCAGCAGUGAAUGUGACUCUGGAUCCUGAUUCAGCUCAUCCUGAUCUAAUUUUGUCUGAUGAUGGGAAACAAAUGAGAUAUGAAUACAAACUUAAAAGAGUAAAGGAUGGAAAUAAAGAGCAAAAUAACACAUAUUUCUGUGUUCUUGGAAAGCAAGGAUUCGCCUCAGGGUGUUUUUACUAUGAGGUGCAGGUGAAGGGGGAAACAAGGUGGUAUUUAGGUGUGGCCAAAGACUCUGUUAAAAGGAAGGGCGAGAUCAGUCUGAAUCCUAAGAAUGGAUUCUGGACUAUGGGAAGGAGAGAUGGGAUGUAUUUGGCUUGUGAGAAUCCAUAUAUUCCUCUUUUCCUGAAUGUGGCGCCUCGGAGAGUUGGGGUGUUUGUGGAUUAUGAGGAGGGUCGGGUGUCUUUUUAUGAUAUGGAGUCUGUUUUUCAUAUCUACUCCUUCACUGCACAGUCUUUUGAUGAACAUCUAUAUCCUUUUUUUUCUUUGGGUCAUGAUUGGUCUAAAAAGUCAGAUGUAUCACUUGUCAUCUAGUGAUCUCUCAUAAGAUCUGAUCUAAAAUAAUCUCCAAUAGAGAGGGAAUCACAGCCCCCAUUCAAAAAGACUUGUGAUA
Messenger RNA from Paramisgurnus dabryanus, 2531 nucleotides. NCBI's taxonomy places the organism in Eukaryota, Metazoa, Chordata, Actinopteri, Cypriniformes, Cobitidae. The record is from RefSeq and is a predicted model, not a curated record.